UCCCCCUCUGGCCCUGCACCCUCCCUGCAAGCUCAUCCGGACUGUUUCCUGUCCAAAAUACAGAGGAAAAAAACAAAAUCAGCCCCUUCUGCUGGCAGGUCACUCCACAAGGGUUUUGCAGCUGGGAAGCCCGCCUGACCGGGCUGCGGGAGCGCUCAGUGCCGUGGCAGACAUGAGCGUGAAAACUGCGCUCAUCCUCCUCGUUCUGGCUUUGGCCACGAUAUUCGCAUUGGUCUGCGUGCUGCUGACCAGGGGAAGGGCUCCCAGCACCUGCCAGCCCCAGCACCCGGAGCAGGAGGACACCGAUGAUGGGCAGAGCCUGGUUUUUGCUGAUCUGACCCCAGAAGAAAUGGUCCAAGUGGUGCGGUACCUGCAGGAAAACCUCGGGGUGCCGCUGGUUGAUGCCUCGCGUGCUUUUCCCUCCGACAACUGCAUCUUCUCAGUGGACGUGCAGGUCCCCGCCAAGGCGGAGGUGCUGCAGUUCCUGGAUGGCGGGGGGGCUCGCCCUGCGCGGGAGGCGCUGGCUGUCCUGUACUUUGGCAACCAGCCGGACCCCAACAUCACGGAGUACGUGGUGGGGCCGCUGCCAACACCGGCGUACCACCGGGACGUCACUGUGCAGAAGUAUGGGGGGAAGGUGCCGUACCACCGCCGACCUGUUACCGCCAAGGAGUACGCGGACAUCGACCUCCUCAUCCAGCGGGAGCUGCGCCAGGCACCGCGCUUCCUGGCUGCCUGCUGUGACUCUGACGGCACCGACCUGGCCAUGCUCACCACUGCCCCCCGGGGCUUCCAGUCCGGGGACCGCGCCACCUGGUUUGUCAUCUUCCGUGCUGUGGCCGGCACUGGCUUCUUCCUCUCGCCAGUGGGGCUGGAGGUGCUGGUGGACCAUGGGCCCCUCGACAUC
Struthio camelus australis is the source of this 907-nucleotide messenger RNA. The record is from RefSeq and is a predicted model, not a curated record. Lineage: Eukaryota; Metazoa; Chordata; Aves; Struthioniformes; Struthionidae.